Molecule: messenger RNA, 2935 nt
Organism: Salmo salar (Atlantic salmon)
Lineage: Eukaryota; Metazoa; Chordata; Actinopteri; Salmoniformes; Salmonidae
Gene: macroh2a1
Product: macroH2A.1 histone
Biological process (GO): nucleosome assembly
Cellular component (GO): nucleosome
Molecular function (GO): protein heterodimerization activity; DNA binding; structural constituent of chromatin
Source: RefSeq, a predicted model, not a curated record
AGCCAUACAAGCUAGAACAGUCAUUGUGUUUAGGGAUAUUUAUAUAUGUAUUACCAAUCAUGUGCUUAGGAAUAAGGGGUUGUCAAUAGUGGGCAUAGCGUACAGGGUAGGUUAAAGUUCACAGCGCGCAUACGGAGAGUGGAGUUUCUUGCAGUGUAAAAUCUAUUCAUUCCAGAACAGGAUACAGCGCUGGCCCAGUUCAAUAUAUUCUGUCGCUGUGGAUUCUGGGAGUUGAGGACACUGUCCAAGCUUGUUGUAGGCUACCGGGUGUUGACAGAAGACACAUUUCUAACCUCACACGGGUAGCGACACCAUGUCCAGCCGAGGAGGAAAAAAGAAGACCACCAAGAUGUCCAGGUCGACGAAGGCCGGAGUCAUCUUCCCUGUGGGGCGAAUGCUGCGCUACAUCAAGAAGGGUCUGCCCAAGUACAGGGUCGGUGUGGGCGCUCCAGUCUACAUGGCCGCUGUUCUGGAGUACCUCACUGCUGAAAUCCUGGAGCUGGCGGGCAAUGCAGCCAGGGACAAUAAGAAAGGACGUGUCACACCACGACACAUCCUUCUAGCCAUCGCCAACGAUGAGGAGCUCAACCAGCUGCUGAAAGGUGUGACCAUCGCAGCGGGCGGAGUCUUACCUAACAUCCACCCUGAGCUGCUAGCUAAGAAGAGAGGGUCAAAGGGCAAGCUGGAGGCUGUCAUCACGCCUCCUCCCGCCAUCAAGAAAUCCAAGAUGUCCGCCACUAAGAAAUCAGCCAAAAAGGCAGCUGCAGGGAAAAGGGCCAAAGCUAAGCAGAAACAGGGAGAGGUGAGCAAAGCUGCCUCGGCAGACAGCACCACAGAAGGAACACCUACGGAUGCAUUCACUGUCCUCUCCACCAAGAGUCUUUUCCUGGGUCAGAAGCUAAACCUGGUUCACAGCGAGGUCAGUAACUUGGCUGGCUUUGACGUGGAGGGGGUCAUCAACCCCACCAAUGCAGACAUUGACCUUAAAGAUGAUCUAGGUGGUGCUCUGGAGAAGAAGGGAGGGGAGGAGUUUGUGGAUGCCAUGUUGGAGUUACGGAAGAAGAACGGUCCCCUGGAGGUGGCUGGAGCGGUGCUGUCUUCUGGCUAUGGGCUUCCUGCCAAGUUUGUGAUCCACUGCAACAGUCCAGGCUGGGGUUCGGACAAGUGUGAGGAGCUGCUGGAUAAGACCGUGAAGAACUGCCUGGCCCUGGCUGACGAGAAGAAGCUCAAGUCUGUGGCCUUCCCUUCGAUUGGUAGUGGAAGGAAUGGCUUCCCGAAGCAGACGGCUGCCCAGCUCAUUUUGAAAGCCAUAUCCAGCUACUUUGUUGACACCAUGUCUUCUUCCAUCAAGACGGUCUACUUCGUGCUGUUCGACAGCGAGAGCAUAGGGAUCUAUGUGCAGGAAAUGGCCAAGCUUGACACAAACUAAGCCCCCGGCCCCCCUCACCCAUUGCAUUACUACAGGCUUGUUUAGAAUUUUAUUUAGAGAGAAAAAAUGAAAGAUGUUUACCAGUGAUUUUGUAAAAAAAUAUAUAUAUUAAAAAAAAACACACAAAAAAAAAGAAAUAUUGAGAGGAAUUGUUUUACGUUAUGUUUUAUUUGUUGAGAUGAAUCGUUGAAGUUGAGAGUUCAGAUCGUAAUGUGUCCCUGGUGGCGUCAGACCUGGGGUCCCGCUCAGAAGGGCCGAAACGUUCUGAAUGUUGUCUUCUUCUCUCUGACAUGAUUCCCUAAUUGUACAUGACACAGUCUGUUCUGUUGUGUUUCCACUGAGCAAGGCCCUGGUUGAAUGUUUCCUUAAUGUUGCACCCCGCUGAGCAAGGCCCUGGUCCAUCAGGAUGGUGGUACUUAAGUUCCUUGUGCUAAAACUGAAGUUCAAUGUGGUAAUUAUUUCUUAAGUUCUGUGUGCUAAAACUGAAAGGGUUGCAUUCCAAGUGUUGCAGUACUGUGGUCUUUGUGAGAUCUGUCUCAAUUUGUCUUUUUUUUAAUGAGAACAGAACCUUUUUAUGUUGAUGGUGUAUUAUCAGUGGUAUAUACUAGAUGGAGUGAAAUGUUUUAGUAAAAUAUUAGACCGUGACAAGGUUUUUCCUUAUUUUUUUUUUAAUGUUUUGUUUUUAUUCUGAUUUUCACUUUGCCAACUCUAAAAGAAACGUAUUUGAAAAGAAAAGUGAUUUGUGUUUUUAUUCACUUAUAAAGCUAUUGACAGUGUGUAGCAUUUUUUGUUUUGAGGAGUUGAAAGAAGUUGUACAGGCUUUUGUUCACAGGCAAUUAGUCCCCUCUCUGCUUACAGGCAAUUAGUCCCCUCUCUGCUCACAGGCAAUUAGUCCCCUCUCUGCUCACAGGCAAUUAGUCCCCUCUCUGCUCACAGGCAAUUAGUCCCCUCUCUGCUCACAGGCAAUUAGUCCCCUCUCUGCUCACAGGCAAUUAGUCCCCUCUCUGCUCACAGGCAAUUAGUCCCCUCUCUGCUCACAGGCAAUUAGUCCCCUCUCUGCUCACAGGCAAUUAGUCCCCUCUCUGCUCACAGGCAAUUAGUCCCCUCUCUGCUCACAGGCAAUUAGUCCCCUCUCUGCUCACAGGCAAUUAGUCCCCUCUCUGCUCACAGGCAAUUAGUCCCCCCUCUGCUCACAGGCAAUUAGUCCCCUCUCUGCUCACAGGUAAUUAGUCCUCUCUCACCAGUAGAUGGCUCCCUAUCGUCAGGAGUGAGGUCUUUCACUGAGCCAUUUUGUGCUGGAAAGACCUCUUUUUCAUUAAGAUGUCUAAAAUGAAGUGUCUGAUACAAUGGGUGGAUCAGAAUGGACGUUGCACUAACUAAUUGCUGUAAGCACUGUGUUUUGGAGUUUUCCAUAUCUUUCUAAUGAUGACUUGAAGAAGAAAAGCCUUCUUAAUAUUGCUAAACAUGAGAAUACAGGACUAUCCAAUAAAGUAUAUUGAAAACAUG